Molecule: messenger RNA, 3147 nt
Organism: Mucor mucedo
Lineage: Eukaryota; Fungi; Mucoromycota; Mucoromycetes; Mucorales; Mucoraceae
Exons: 7
Coding region: 1-3147 (1048 amino acids)
Biological process (GO): regulation of ARF protein signal transduction
Molecular function (GO): guanyl-nucleotide exchange factor activity
Source: RefSeq, a predicted model, not a curated record
AUGCGCAAAAAUGCACGUUGGUCUGGUAUGGGCGUAAACGGGCUUAGGAUGGGAGGUUUAGGCAAUAGUAUGGGUUUACGUAGUGCUCAAAUGCAUGCAAAGGAUUUAAAUACCAAAGAGGUUUUAGUAGAUGUAAGGGAUGUCGAUGCUGUCACUUUAUUAAAUCCGUUCCUGGAAGUAAUUCGAUCUGGCAACACAACAGGUCCCAUUGCUGGUACUGCAUUGGGUAGCGUAGAAAAAUUAUUGCACUACGGUAUCAUUGGUGUUCACAAUCCAAGAGUAUCCGUGGCUAUGAAUGCAUUAUCUUCUGCUGCAACACAUUGUAAGUUUGAAGCUUCUGAUGCUGCUUCAGAUGAACUUGUUCUGCUUCGAAUGCUUCAAGUGCUUCAAAUGGCUAUUACAAGUGAGUGUGGCCAAGUAUUGAGUGACGAAGCUGUAUGUGAAAUGAUGGAGACCGGUCUUAGCAUGUGCUGCCAAAUGCGACUCAGUGAAAUGUUGAGACGAUCUGCUGAACAUGUCAUGAUCAACAUGGUCAUCGCCAUCUUUGAGCGAUUAAAAUGUUUGGAAGACGAAUGGUUAUUUGUAGACACACCUAACGACGCUACUGAAGAGCCAGCUGAUCCUCAUAUGAGUACACCGAAGCCAUCGCCCUCACCUACUUUACAGAGCACAGAAGAGCAAUCAACUGAUGCUGAGAAAGACGUUGUAUUAACUGAAUCUCCUAAAAUGGAAGAGCCUAUUGUCGAAAGUCCUGCAGCCGUUGAACCUGCACCGUUAAGAGCGUAUGGAUUACCUGCCAUCCGAGAAUUACUUCGAGUUUUAAUCUCUUUAUUAAAUCCUCAUGAACACAAGCACACGGACUCCAUGCGAUUAAUGGCACUUAGUAUUCUUAAUGUAGCGUUUGAAGUAGGAGGAAAGAGUAUUGGACGAUUCGAGACAUUACGAUCUUUAGUGACGGACGAUUUCUGUCGUUAUGUUUUCCAAUUAGCAAAGACAGAUUCGACACCUUUAUUAGCAUUGUCUCUUCGUGUGAUUACCACCGUUUUUGAUACGAUGCGACCUUAUUUGAAAUUACAACAGGAGUUAUUCAUCUUUUUCUUGAUCGAGCGAUUGUCACCUACGUCCGGUGCAGGUAGUCGUGGUGUAUCAGUGGAUGUAGAUGAUGAAGGAAAAGUCACAUUUGUAUCAUCCCGAAGCGAUGCGGAUCCAAGAGCAGGCAAGGUGGAUAUCCGAAGUGGUUCACCCAACAUGUUUCUAGGAAAGUCUACAGAUUACCCCAGACAAAAUAAAAACUACUCUACCUCCGAACAGAUGGCCAUCACUGCAGAGGUUCGUGAGUUAUUAUUGGAAAGUCUUUUACAGUUUGCUCGUAUGCCCACCUUUAUGGUCGAUUUGUGGUACAAUUAUGAUUGUGAUCUAACAUGCGGCGAUCUAUUCGAGAAUUUGAUCCAAUUUUUAAGCAAGAACUCGUUUCCUGAUCAUCAAAGCUACUCCAUUAUGAACUCGCAUGUACUUUGUUUGGAUACGUUAUUAAUGUUCAUUGGACAAAUGGUGGAGCGUGUUAAUACCGAGGAAUUAACCAGUGUAGAAGAACUAUUAGAACGUAAAGCAAGAAAGAGAAUUAUUUUAAAGGGAUCCAGUUUAUUCAACGAAUCACCCAAGAAAGGUAUCAAGUUCCUUAUUGAGCAAGGAAUCAUUCAACCUGACGAACACGGAAACAACGAUGCCAGUCUCUCCAACUUUUUAAGAUCCACACAACAAUUAGAUAAGAAGAGUUUGGGUGAAUUUUUGGGUAGACCCGAAAAUUUUGAUACUCUUAAGGUAUACAUGCGUCAAUUUGAUUUUGUGGGUAAACGUAUGGAUGAAGCUUUCCGUAUGGUACUUGAAACUUUCCGUUUGCCAGGAGAGUCUCAACAAAUUAUGCGUGUUACCGAUACCUUUGCUGAAGCAUACUUCGAGUCCGGGCCCAAAGAGAUUUACAAUAUCGAUGCAGCCCAGAUCUUGGCUUAUUCAGUCAUCAUGUUGAAUACAGAUCAACACAAUCCUCAAAUCGGACGUCAAGCUAGAAUGUCAUUGGAUCAAUAUGUGCGUAAUGUACGUGGUGUGAAUAACAAUGAUGAUUUUCCUCGAGAAUAUCUGCGUUUAAUCUUUGAACACAUCCAACAAGAUGAAAUUCUCAUGCCCGAAGAACAUGAUGGUUUGAUGGGCUUUAAUUAUGCUUGGAAACAACUUCAACAACGUUCCGCUAGCAGUGGAUAUUUUGUUCAGUGUGAUACAUCAUGCUAUGAUAAAGCUGUGUUUGAAUUAUCUUGGAAACCCGUGGUGGCUGCUAUCUCCUAUGUAUUUAGUACAGCACAAGAUGAUGAUACCCUUCAAAAGGCGAUUACUGGGUUCCGUCAUUGUGCUAGUUUAGCUGCUCAUUUCGAGCUUUACGAUGUCUUUGAUAGUAUUGUGGUUAAUCUUGCCACCAUGACUGGUCUAUUAGAAAACGGCACCGGUAACGCUACCGUGCCAGAUCCCAUUGUCGAUGUAGCAGGUCAAAAAUACGUUGUAAGUAAGUUGGCAGUCCGAUUCGGCCGUAAUUAUAAAGGACAAUUAGCGGCAGUUGUUAUGUUUGCCAUUGUGACAAGACAUGGUGAUUCACUUCGUAAAGGGUGGCUCAAGGUCCUUCAGAUUAUCCGUAACUUGUUCUUAAACUCUCUUUUACCCAGUUCUAUGUUACAAGUGGAAGAUUUUUUGUCUGGUACAACAAGUAUUCCCUUGAAGCCCAAGAGUCCUAAACCUACAAAGCAAGCGAGCCGUCGUGAUGGCUCACUUUUAUCCACUUUAUCCUCAUAUUUACUAUCACCUUAUUCAAAUGACGAAACCUAUUGUCGUGAUCCUACAGAAGAAGAGGUAGAAAGUACAAUGUGUGCCGUGGAUUGCGUUGCUGCUUGCAAAUUAGAAGAAUUAUUCACGGAUAUCAGUUCCUUGCAGACAGACACUCUGAAGUGUUUAUUGACUGCAAUUCGGUCAGUUGGCUAUGACACCGAAGUAAUGAAAAAGGCAACCAUUACGAUCCCAUAUGAUCCAGCCACUGUUUUGUUCUUGGAAUUUAUGAUUACUAUAACAGUCCGUAAUGCAGAUAGAAUUGAUGAAUUAUGGUAA